Nymphaea colorata (pocket water lily) is the source of this 5520-nucleotide messenger RNA. Its product is annotated as probable phosphoinositide phosphatase SAC9. Gene Ontology annotation, molecular function: protein binding; phosphatase activity. Lineage: Eukaryota; Viridiplantae; Streptophyta; Magnoliopsida; Nymphaeales; Nymphaeaceae. Bases 384 to 5360 code for a protein of 1658 amino acids. The record is from RefSeq and is a predicted model, not a curated record. The transcript has 13 exons.
GACCAAUCAAACGUCCCACUAAAGUCCUUCCGCUUCGGUUGCAGGGAAGGAAGGCCCCUGUCUUCGUUUUUCUCUUUUGCCCGGCGCUUCUGCCACUACGGGCUUUCUUCGUCACGACUUCCCGUCGUCCACCGUCGCACGAUUUUUCUGGUUGACUUCAUCCACAUCUGGACAUCUUUCCGGGAUCUGGAUUAGGUUAGUUUGAGCUUUAUGCUUCCGUGUCGUCAUUUUCGCCGACCUCUCUGAUGCCAGAAUCAGGCGAUUGCUCUGCUGUCGAUCUCGGCGUGCAAACGGGAUCGGACAUAUUAAUCUGCGCAGUGUUUUUAGGUUUGCGCAAGAUUUAGGAGGUCGUGAGGUGCAGUGACCUCCUUUCGGUGAAGGUGAUGGAUUCUCAAAGCGUUGGCCGUCCAGGAGACACCUCUAUAGUUGUUAUUGUUCUGGAGACGGACGAGGUCUACAUUAUCGCCAGCUUGUCGACCAGGAACGACACUCAGGUUAUUUAUGUGGAUCCAACAACCGGUAAUUUAUGCCACACUGCCAAGAAGGGCCAUGAUCUCUUUGUUUCUGAAAGCGAAGCUUUGAAUCAUAUCACCGAUGGAUCGAGAUGGCUUUGCAAGAGCACGACACAUGCUAGAGCAAUUAUGGGUUAUGCGGCACUUGGAAACACUGGGAUGCUUCUUCUUGCAACGAAGGUCACUGCCACCAUUCCGAAUAUGCCUGGCGGUGGAUGUGUAUACACUGUCUCAGAUAGCGAGUGGAUUAAGUUCCAGCUCCAGAAUGCAUACCUACAAGGUAAAGGGGAACUGAAGAACAUACAGGAGUUGGCAGAGCUUGACAUAGACGGGAAAUACUAUUUCUCCGAAACACGGGAUAUCACUAGACCUUUCCCAAGCAAAUAUUCAGUACAGAGUCCAGACCUGGAAUUUGUCUGGAACACUUGGUUGUCGUUGCCGUUCAAGAACAUUGGGCUUCCUCAGCAUUGUGUAGUCCUUCUGCAGGGAUUUGCAGAAAGUAGAUCGUUUGGAGUUUCUAAUCAGCGAGAGCUUACUGUUGCUCUUACUGCACGAAGAAGUAAACUUCAUCCUGGCACUCGUUACUUAGCACGCGGCUUAAAUGCAUGUUUUAGUACAGGUAAUGAAGUAGAGUGCGAGCAACUUGUUUGGGUCUCAAGGAAUGCUGGGCAAAACGUCCCAUUUAGCAGAUAUAUUUGGCGAAGAGGGACUAUCCCCAUAUGGUGGGGUGCAGAGCUGAAGAUGACUGCUGCUGAAGCAGAAAUAUAUGUUGAUUCCAGGAAUCCAUAUAGAGGGAGUUUGCAGUAUUAUCAGCGGCUAAGUCAGCGAUAUGGUUCCAAAAACUUGGAUACAGCAGUGAAUAUCAGCCAAAAGAAAACUAUUGUCCCCAUUGUCUGUGUUAAUUUACUUAGAAGUGGUGAAGGAAAGCCCGAAUCGAUUUUGGUACAGCAUUUUGAGGAGUCCCUUAAUCAUAUAAGAUCUACUGGAAAACUACCGUACACACGGAUCCAUCUAAUAAAUUAUGAUUGGCAUGCCAGUGUUAAAUAUAAGGGAGAGCAGCAAACAAUUGAAGGUCUCUGGAAACUUCUUAAAGGACCCACUGCAGCUGUCGGGCUUUAUGAGGGGAUGUAUGUCUCUUCACUACGUCAAGGUGAGGGUUAUCAAGGUGCAGUAAUUCGCUGUGAGGACUCUCCAGGUGCAUUCUCUUUAAGCUCUUUUCAAAAUGGGGUAAUUCGUUACAAUUGUGCUGAUUCUUUGGACCGAACCAAUGCGGCCAGUUAUUUUGGAGCACUUCAGGUUCUUGUUGAGCAAUGCAGAAGGUUAGGGCACUCCCUUGAUUUUAGUGGUAGUUUAGACUUUCAAUUAGGUAAUAGGUUUUCCAGCCAGGGGAAUUCGGGUGCAUAUGCUGGUCCUUUACCACCUGGUUGGGAGAAACGUUCUGAUGCAGUAACUGGAAAAACAUACUAUAUAGAUCACAAUACACGAAGAACUACAUGGGAGCAUCCGUGUCCAGACAAACCAUGGAAGUGGUUUGAUAUGACGUUUGAAGAAUUUAAAAGAUCUACACUACUCUCUCCGAUCACUUUGCUUGCUGAUCUUUUCCUACUUGCUGGUGAUAUUCAUGCAACUUUAUAUACUGGAUCUAAGGCUAUGCAUAGUCACAUCCUACACAUAUUCACUGAAGAUUCUGGAAAAUUCAAACAAUUUUCUGUCGCACAGAAUGUGAAGAUAACUCUCCAAAGAAGAUAUCAGAAUGUGAUUGUAGACAGCUCAAGGCAGAAACAUUUUGAGAUGUUUCUUGGAAUGAGGCUCUUCAAGCAUCUUCCCUCAGUCCUGAGACAUCCUUUAAAGGUAUCGUCAAGGUCACCUGCAUGCAUUUUGAAGCCAAUUGUGAACAUGUUUCCUGGUGCUAAUGAUGGAGCUGAUCUUCUCAGUUUCAGGAAAAAAGAUCUAAUCUGGGUCUGCCCACCUGCUGCAGACAUUAUUGAAGUUUUUAUUUUCCUUCAAGAACCUUGCCAUGUUUGUCAGCUUCUCCUGACCAUUUCACAUGGAGCAGACUCCUCCUCUUAUCCGGCUCUAGUUGAUGUCCGAACAGGUUGCAGUUUGGAUAAGCUUAAGCUUGUGCUCGAGGGAGUAACUAUACCACAAUGUCCAAAUCGAACAAAUAUGGUGAUACCUUUGACGGGUGCAAUUGAUUCAGCUGAUAUGGCUGUCACAGGUGCAGGUGCACGGCUUCAAUCACAAGAGAAGCCUUCCACCUCAUUGUUGUAUGGUUUUGAAGAAUUGGAGGGAGAGUUGGAUUUCCUUACUCGUGUUGUUGCUCUUACAUUUUGUCCUGUGUCUCCUGGAAGAAUUCCUUUAACCCUUGGUGAGAUCGAGGUACUUGGAGUUGCUCUUCCUUGGAAAGACAUCUUUGCUAAGAAAGGCCCCUAUUUGAAGUUUCUUGAGCUUGAAGACAAAAGUCAAAAUAGCACUAACCCAUUUUUGUCUGGCUCAGACAUCAUUGUCUCUGAUACAUCAUCAUCCAAGCAAAAUUCCUCGGUUCUCUCAUCAACAAGUGUGUCAUUACCCCAUGGAUUAGAUCUUCUAACUGGGGAUUUUGUAUAUUCACAGCCAUCUCCUGAGCCAGAGGUGCAGGAGGUUACCCACGAGGUUGGUUCUGGUGGUCUUCUUGAUUUCUUUCUAGAUGGAACCAAUGAGGAAAAGCAUCCUGAACAGCAGUGCAGGUUAUCUUCUUCGCAAGUUGCAACAUCUGAAAAUGAAACUGCAAGAAAGCAUUACUUGAGUUAUGUUAGAAAGCUAUGUGGUCCAGAUAUGGCGAGGAAACCAGAUUUUUUGCAGGCAAUGAAACUCGAAAUUGAACGGUUCUUACUGAAUUUAUCUGCCGCUGAAAGGGAUAGAGCUCUUUUGUCCAUCGGUGUUGAUCCUGCAAUGCUAGACCCAAACAGACUGAUCAGUCUUUCUUAUAUUGGUCGAUUGUGCAAAGCUGCAAAUAAUCUUGCUUUGUUGGGACAUACUGUCUUCGAGGAUAAGAUUGUAGCUUCCAUUGGAUUGGAGACACAGGAGGAUUCCACUGUAGAUUUCUGGAAUAUAGCUAGAAUUGGAGAAUACUGUGUAUCCUCUGGUUGUGAAGUCCAUUUUGAUGCACAAGACCAUUUGCGCCCUUCUGAGCUUCCUUUUUCAGGUUCCACGGCAAUACUGACAUGUUCUAUUUGUCAAAAAAAUGUAUGCAAAGUUUGCACUGCUGGCAGGGGAAGCACAUUACUGGUAAACCGCAAUCAAUCGGGGCCAACACAGUCCAAUGGUUUGUCUAGCCCUGGUGGAUCUAGCCAUGGUGGAUCCAGCCAUGGUGGCCAAAGUGAUGGAAGUAUGAUUAGUCGUGCACCGAUUCUUGAUGGCAUCUUGUGUAAAUCGUGCUGUCCUGAUAUUGUUCUUGAUGCAUUGGUUGUGGACUAUGUUAGGGUUUUGGGCAGCUUAAGAAGAAGGUCACGUGCAGAUAAUGCAGCAAUGCAAGCCCUAAGUAGGGUGUUGGAUGCUUGUGUUGGGGGCCAUUCAUUCGGCAUAAAGCACGAACUUGGACAUCAACAAGGUGCUGAAGUAAGCAGAAUGCAGUUAAAGAAUUUACUGAACCAAGAGGAGUCACUUGCUGAGUUUCCAUCUGCAGGUUUUCUGUAUUCGGUAGAAACGGCAGAUGGAUCAGCCCCAGCCUUGUCAUUGCUUUUACCGUUGGAUGCUGGAGCAGCAGGUUCAUAUUGGCGAGCUCCUUCUGAUUCAACAAAUGUUGAACUUGCAAUUGUUCUUGGCACACUUUCUAUCGUUUCGGGGAUUAUCUUGCUUGUUAGUUCAUGUGGUUAUUCAACAUUUGACAUACCUAUUGUUCAGGUAUGGGCUAGCAAUAAGGUCAGUAAAGAAGAAAGAUCUUAUUUGGGGAAAUGGGACAUGGGAUCCAUGGUAUCUGCUUCAUCAGAAUUGUAUGGGCCAGAAAGUAGCAAUGUUCAAAAGGAAUUACCUAGACAUGUGAGAUUCACUUUCCGCAAUCCAGUUCAGUGCCGAAUCAUUUGGUUGCUGCUAAGUCUUCACCCGCCAAGCUCAAGUUCAGUUAUUCUAGAAAAAGGUUUUGGGGAGCUUUCUUUACAAGGCACUAUGAUGCCCAGUCGCCGGAAUUCUUUUGGAGGAAGUGCUCAACAUACACCUUGUGUUCAUGCCAGACGGAUCCUGGUGACAGGGACUCCUGUUAAAAGUGAUUCUACACGUGAAGCCUCAUUUCACAAUUCUGAUAAGAUUAAUCAAAGAGCUUGGUUGGAGAGACCACCACAGUUGGGUCGGUUCAAAGUUCCUGUUGAAGCAGAACGGUUGGCUGAUAAUGAUUGCAUACUGGAACAAUAUUUGUCACCUAGUUCACCUGGAGUGGCUGGAUUUCGUAUUGAUGCGCUGAAUGUUAUAAGACCUCGUGUAUUCCAUUCACCUACUCCUUUGGAUAUGGAUGCCUCUGACCAGCCUCUUACAUAUAUAGAAGACAGGCAUAUGUCUAGUGCAGUUUUGUUUAUUCAAGUAUCUGUUCUUCAGGACCAAAGCGGUGAAGUCAUAGUUGGAGAAUACCGGUUGCCUGAACUGCGAGCAGGCACACCCAUGUACUUUGACUUUCCGAGGCCAAUACAAGCCCAGAGAAUUACUUUCAGGCUUCUCGGUGAUGUUGCCGCAUUUGCAGACGAUCCAGCAGAGCAAGAUGACUCGGGCUUUGGAGCUUUCCCGUUGGCUUCUGGGCUCUCCCUGAAUAAUAGAAUCAAGAUGUACUAUUACGCAGACCCUUAUGAGCUUGGGAAGUGGGCAAGUCUUUCUGCUGUUUGACUUCUUUUUUGUUGGUUUCUUGAGGUUUGUGAAAUGCGGUGCCGUAUUCACAUCCUCAUUGUCCUAAUUGAUGUUUUAAUUGAAACGGUAGUCUGUGAUUGUUAAUAUUUGAUGUAUAAUUCAAAAUCUCCAAUGAUGCAAUAAAAAAUAUUUUUGUGUA